AUGCCUAAGUCUUUCAUAGUCCAACUCUACAGUUGGACUAUGAAAGACUUAGGCAUUUUUUGGGUGAAUGGAAGACUUGCUGCAGCAGACUUCAUCAUAUUCAACCCACCAGAAACUACACAGCAACCACAGCCAGGAAAUUACAACCCAAAUGAUGCAGGUUUCUUCCAGGAAUUUACAGAUGACCUUGAUGCCUUCAGAACUGGACAUUUUGGGUCCAUAGAGCUGUCAUUCAAAUCCAAGGAUGAGUUGUUCUUUUUUUUGGAAUCACUUCCUGGGUGUGGACCAAAGUGGCAGUGUACAGAAUUACGAAUCAAGGGCUAUGAGUCCAUACAACCAAUCUACCUUAUCUGGAGGGAUGCUUUGGAGGUCACAAAACAACUUUUUGCGAAUCCCAUCUAUGCAAAUCAUAUGUGCUAUGAUCCCCAUAUCAUCCACAAUGGGACAGAGAGAGAGAUAGGAGAAUUCUGGACAUCAGAUGAUGCCUGGUCUAUACAAGACCAGCUCCCUCCAGGAGCUACAAUCAUGAAGGCCACAUCACAUGCCUGGUGCUGUGUGGCAUUCAUGCCAAUGCCAACCUUCCUGGUGAACUCAGAUUACCAAACACUCCUUCAAUCACAUUUAUGGCACAGAUGUGUGGACUUCAUUAUGUCAAAUCUUAAGGUGGCAGCACAUGUUGGGGAAUUUAUGGCCAAUCCUUUGGCUCACUGGCAUCACUGCUUCACUCCCCUCAUUAGCCAUAUCAGCGAUCUCCCUGAGCAACUCAUGAUAGCAUGCAUCACAAAGAAUUCAUCUCCUAUCACAACAGCCAAUCAGGCGGAGGUCAAUCCUUGGGACCUUUACCAGUUCAACAAAGAAGCAAAGAAGCUGCACUUGAGUGGCAUACACCUCCCAUUCUGGAGGAAUUGGAGGUCUGCAAACCCAGCAAAAUUCCUCACCCCAAAAAUUCUUCACACUCUCCUUAAAUUCUUCUUCGACCACGUUUUGAAGUGGAUUAAAGAAGUUAUGGGUCACAAGUUGGAUGUGCAUUUCAGGAGCCAGCAUAAGCGCAUUGGGGUAUGCCACUUUGGAUUGGGUGUCUCUCAUGUGAAACAGAUGACAGGAAGAGAACAUUGGGAUAUCCAGCGCACAAUAGUCCCUACAAUGUGGGGAGCUGCCCCUCCCAAUUUCAUCCAUGCUGUGCACACCAUGAUUGACUUCAUCUAUCUCGCCCAGAAUCCUGUUCACACACUCACCAGCAUUUGCAACAUGACCUAUGCACUAAACGAGUUUCAUCAUUAUAAGCAUGCCAUCAUUACAGCAGAGGCACGCUUUGCCCAUAUCAUCCAGCAUGUUGCUGAUGUUUCUGAGUGUCUCUUAAUUACACAUUGCAAGCAUCCCUUUGAAAAGAUGAGUUGCCAGAAGGAUUUUGUCAAACAGAUCGCACAAAUCCUUGAUCAGGAAGAGGCUAUAUGCCUUUUUGAACUUUACACACUCUUAUCGUCAUCAUCUACUGCAGCCUCGCACCAAUCAGGCAAUCCUCUCAUCAAUGCAAUUGUUAUGGAAGAUGACAAAGUCGCUGCUAUGGACACUGACCCAGCCUUAUCAUGGAUAUCCCAUAUUAACCCAGAAGCUCAGAAAUGUCUGCAUGGCCCAUGGUCAGUGCACAAUCACUUUCUGAAAGGGAUCAUGUCUGAUGAUGUGAGGGUUGCCUUCAAUGUUACUCUCAAUCCCAGUCGCAAACACCUGGCUGCGUCUGAUCUCCAAUCACUGUAUCACAUUCCUGACUUUUUACCAGUCUUUUACAACUUCAUCACUAUGAGGGGUCAUGUAGAUCUCAAUGCUCAGCUCAAUCAACUGUUGUUCAAUGUCUGGUACAAAUUCUGCAUUCAACUUCACUCCACUUUCAAUGAACACAGUAUCAUGCCCAGUCAAGUCAUGCAGGCCGACCCUCCAUCUGAAGCAUUUCCUUCUGGCCACUGUGAUGCCAUGCUUGUUGGCCAGAGUCCCUUUGUAGCUCAAGUGUGUGCUGUAUUCCAACUGACCACAAAGAAGUACUCAUCCACAGAAGUGCCAGCAUUUCUGAAUCAAGUCUUCAUGCUUGUUCAGCCUUUCAAUUUCAUUGGAGGAGAUCCAGAGCUGUUGACAGGCAUGUGGAGAGUCCAGUGCUCAUGGAAUGCUGAUCUUUCACAUCUGUGA
Messenger RNA from Suillus subaureus, 2178 nucleotides. RefSeq lists its product as uncharacterized. The record is from RefSeq and is a predicted model, not a curated record. Lineage: Eukaryota; Fungi; Basidiomycota; Agaricomycetes; Boletales; Suillaceae. The transcript is spliced from 8 exons. Bases 1 to 2178 code for a protein of 725 amino acids.